UUACAUGCGUUAAAAAUGUGUUACCUUUUAGCGCAUUAUUCAUACAGGGUGGGCCACGCCACAGACCCCUUCCUUUGUUUUGCUUAUGCUGUACCUAUGCAGGCGUGUGAACGGGUUGCAUACUCACACGGGGCCAUAAGGCGCUGUGGUGAGCCAGCCUGCAUGCGGUACAGUAUAAACAAAACAUUCCUUUUUAGACGAGCACCUUGCUGCGGGGUCGCUUAUGAGCAACGAUAAUCUUACGCCCAGGUUUCAGGUCUAUUGGCGAACCUAUUUGAAACAUCGCGCCUGCGCCUUUCUGAUCGACAAACAGGUGGGAGGGGGUGUCACGUGAUACAACUAGCAGAAGACGCAGCAGCAGAAAGCUACUUGACAAUACGGGCACCGGAGGGUUUAGUUUUCGUUUUUAUUUAUUCAAAGGUGUUGCAUUAGUUUGUUUCCUUCCGGUGCCCGAUUAUUUUUAAUUCCAUUUUUAAGGACGGUGAAGUGAGGCGUACGGAAACUCACGAUUUUCUUCUAUAGAAAUCUCCCUGGAUGCCUACGCUUGUAUGUUGGAAAUUAAGACAAUACGAAGAAAAUGAAUGACUGGUGCAGCUCCAUAGAGAUGUCCCUGUGGGCACCUCAGCAUAUGCAGCAUCCUUGGCCUGACGUGUGGGAUGGGGAAAAUGAUUGGGAAUCACGCUCGCAAACCCUAACAAGCUUGAAUGAGUUAGAAUCCAGCACAAAUACAACAGCACUUCCACCAUCACCACUGUCUCCCACACUAUCACAAGAUGUGAAGGCAGCAGUCGAAGAAAUAGACUCAAUUGUAAGUGAGCUGUGGAGAAGUGCUGUUCCAAAUGACUUAAAUUGUAGUACAGACAACACCACUCAAGUGGUGCCUGUUUCACCUUUCUCUGAGAGCCACAACAACGAUCAAUCACUCUUGUCCUCAAGUGAUGAUUUUCUACAAAUCACUGCAGUAGGUAAUUCUGAGUCAAAUGUGAAUGCAUUGACUGACUGUAAGACUAAACAUAAGUGUGAUAAAUGUGAUAAAUCCUACACUUGGCUCAGUGACCUUAUGAAGCACCAAAAAGUACAUACAGAAGAGCGUUAUCAGUGUUCUGAAUGUGAAAAGAUAUAUGUAUUAAAAAGUGAUUUAUGCAAACACCAAAGAUCACAUCAGGAAGGUAAAGCUUUUCUGUGUAAGCUUUGUGGCAAAUCAUUUAUUUCUGCUGGAGAUUUGCACAAACAUACUCGCAUACACACUGGUGAAAGACCAUACUUUUGCACAGUGUGCACCAAGAGCUUCUCAGCAAGUGAUAAUUUCAGUAAACAUCUUAAGAUUCACUCUGGCGAUAAGCCAUUAGUAUGUGUGGAUUGUGGGCAGAGAUUUUUGAAGAAAAGUAACUUGCAACAACAUAGUAGAAUUCAUCUAGGAGAAAAGCCAUUUCAGUGUGAAACUUGUGGACUUAGCUUCACUCAAAAGACUCAUUUAAAAACUCAUAUCAGUACCCAUAGUGGGGUAAAGCCGUACCAUUGUAACUUUUGUAAUCAGAGCUUUACUCGAAAUGCUGAUCUGAAACGACAUCUAAAUCGAGUCCAUGCUGAGAGGACAGAAAGUAGAAGUUUAUGACCAACUUAAGCCCAUUGAGUAUGGGCUUCUAUAAUGAUAAAGAAAAUAAUGAUUGAAACAAAGAAAUUUACCAUCUGCGGCUACAGCUAUUUACUUUGUAUCAGUAUUUUGCUCUCAGGUCCAGGAUUAGAAUCCCAAAAAUGCUUCCUCUAUCUGUGAUUUUCAAUAAUAUCAUAUUAUGAAUGUAUCAGUGACUGUUCAUCCAAUGUUCUUUUAACAAAGUAACGUAUUCUUAGGGUCAGGAUAUUCAAUUUCAUAGACUUUGGACUUGAACUUUCUUAUAUCAAAGAACUUCCAUUUUGUUCAGUUAAGGCUGUAUUAUUAAGACAAUACAUUGACAUUACCAUAAAUAUCAGACAAUAAGCUUCAUGCAAGCGGUAAUUUUACAGAUAGCCUGUUAAGCAAAGAAUUAUAUAUUUAAGACACUGGGUAUUGCGUAUCAAAUGACAGCACGGAGCAUUGCAAACUAGUUUUUCUUAACUUCUUGAUAUCAAAAUAUUUUCAUUGCAUAUCAACCUGAUCACAAAAGUAGCUUGUAGUGCUCCAUUCAUCUUUCUUACCAAGCUAACUCUCAGUGUAAAUAAAAUGUAAUUAAAUUUUAUGAUGAUAUUAUUAGCAUAUUGUGGUGAGCGUAUAAUUGAAGUUUGAAAUGACAUUAUGUAAAGAUUACUGCCUACCUUAUAGGCGCCUGACAAUAAACUUGCAUUGAAUUUUGACAUGUA
Molecule: messenger RNA, 2337 nt
Organism: Frankliniella occidentalis (western flower thrips)
Lineage: Eukaryota; Metazoa; Arthropoda; Insecta; Thysanoptera; Thripidae
Product: oocyte zinc finger protein XlCOF26-like
Exons: 2
Coding region: 578-1615 (345 amino acids)
Source: RefSeq, a predicted model, not a curated record